Molecule: messenger RNA, 1579 nt
Organism: Papaver somniferum (opium poppy)
Lineage: Eukaryota; Viridiplantae; Streptophyta; Magnoliopsida; Ranunculales; Papaveraceae
Product: probable purine permease 11
Exons: 2
Coding region: 269-1459 (396 amino acids)
Cellular component (GO): membrane
Molecular function (GO): purine nucleoside transmembrane transporter activity
Source: RefSeq, a predicted model, not a curated record
GUCUAACUCGCUAGAUGAUAAAACAAUAUACAACAUCCUUAUCAUCAUUAGGCCUGUCCACAAGAGUUUGAACAUACAACCAGCAUUUACAGCCUUACAUUAUAGGUAGGUAGCUAGCCAAAUUUGACCAUUUGCAAGAAACAAACCAGCACAAAUACCAUUAAUCUGGGUAGUAGACCCAUCAAAUUUGCAGAGAAAGCAUGUUUUUGGAAUCUCUUAUCUAAAAGACUGUUUAUAGAUCUAGAGAGAGCUUCGACUGCUGUUAUUCAUGGGAGAAAUUCAAGAAGUGCAGCUCCAGAUAAGAUGCAAGUUAUACCCACACUUACCAACUCUUUCUUCAUGUCAAGAAUCAGCAGGAGUACAAGGAAAAGUGGCAAGUGAUGAAGCUUUUCCGACCAAAUUACGGUCUUCGAAUAGAAUAAGACAAUACAACUGGUGGUUCAGAGUCAUACUUUAUGCGUUUUUUCUCUUAUCUGGACAAGCAGUCGCCACUCUAUUGGGUAGACUUUACUAUGACAAGGGUGGAAGUAGCAAAUGGAUGGCAACUCUCGUCCAGUCGUCUGGAUUUCCAGUCCUCUUUGCUCCGCUCUUUAUCUUCAAAGUAUACUCGCCAGAGUCUAGCUCAACUGUCAUCACUUCGAAAGCCUCACCAUCUGUAUUUGCACUUACACUUGUCUAUUUGUCCCUAGGCCUAAUGUUUGCAGGUGACAACAUGAUGUAUUCAAAUGGAUUGCUGUAUCUUCCUGUUUCUACUUACUCCCUUCUAUGUGCAACCCAACUAGCUUUCAAUGCCAUCUUUUCCUACUUUCUUAAUUCUCAGAAACUUACUCCUUUCAUAUUCAAUUCUUUGGUUCUCCUCACCAUUUCGGCUUCCCUUCUUGCCGCGGAACCCAACUCUGCAGACACAACAAAAGUUUCGAAAGGUAAAUAUGUCAUCGGAUUCUUAUGCACACUCGGCGCAUCAGCAGGUUACUCCUUGUUGCUUUCAUUAACACAACUUGCCUUCCAAAAGGUGAUAAAAAAAGAGACAAUUACCGCUGUCCUAGAAAUGCAAAUAUUUCCAUCCUUGGUCGCUACUUGUGUUUGCGUAGUCGGGAUCUUUGCCAGUGGGGAUUGGAAGCAUCUAAAGAAAGAGAUGAAUGAGUAUGCAGAAGGUAAGGUUUCCUAUGUGAUGACUUUGGUGUGGACUGCAAUUACUUGGCAGAUAUCUUCUGUUGGUACAGUAGGGUUGAUAUUAGAAGCAACUUCACUCUUUACCAAUGUCAUUAGCACAUUAGGUUUACCUAUUAUCCCAAUUUUUGCAGUGAUAUUUUUUCAUGACAAGUUGAGUGGGAUUAAGGUGGUGGCAAUGUUUUUGUCCCUUUGGGGUUUUGUUUCUUACAUCUAUCAACAUUAUAUUGAUAACGGAAAAACGAAAGAAACAACGACCGAUGUUGAUCUAAAAGAAGAGAAACUAUAAUGUGUCUUCUCUAUUUAUUAUACACUAUCACUUGAUAACAUAAAAUGUGUUUCGAGAUUUUGUUUGGAAUCUAUGUAUAUGUUUUUUCAAGGAUAAAGAACAGUAGUUACAACUCUCAAA